This is a messenger RNA of Vespa velutina, 1644 nucleotides long. RefSeq lists its product as uncharacterized. Bases 367 to 1311 code for a protein of 314 amino acids. NCBI's taxonomy places the organism in Eukaryota, Metazoa, Arthropoda, Insecta, Hymenoptera, Vespidae. The transcript has 5 exons. The record is from RefSeq and is a predicted model, not a curated record.
UGUGCUAUCGUGUUAAAACCACAUUUCUUGAUAAAUGUUCAAUGGGACAUCUUCCAAGUAUUCUGGCAAUACUUCUUACAAGAAGUAUUAUACUCUUUUAGAGCCAGAAAAAAAUGUAAUUGCAUGAAUUCUGGCCGCGAUACAACAGACUCAACACAAAUUAGUUAUGAACUAAAUUUGCUUCGACUGUAUUUCGAUGCACUGUAACCAAAUACAAUGCACCACGACAUAUACAAGUGUGGUCAUUUAACGUAUUCAGAUGUAACCCCAACGUAACCGACGGAAUACGUUAAUGAAUUCUUCCUCACCUGACGAUCGGUCACCUGACUCACUUCCGAGAGAAAGUUUGAAUGAGAAAGUGUCAGAAUGGAAGACGAAGAUUUCGGAUUUACGAAAAGGGACAGCAGAGCCCUAAUGAAGGUCCUAACCGUUGAGAAAGAGGAAGGGCAUACACAACAGGAGAGAGGACCGUCCUCAGCGCCGACGAGGGCUGCGGCUGCCAGUGGAAGCGAUGGAGGCAGCGAUCGUGGCCGUUCCAAGACCGCCCCCUCGUCAGUUCCAAACAACGCGCCGAACAUACCGAACGUCGUCGAGUAUCAUCUCAAAGUAAAGCCACCUUCUAAGAUUAACAAACUCGAGGAACAAUCUAGAACCAAUCGUACAGAAGAAAUGAAGAAGGAUUUACUGUCUGCAACUGAAAAUAAGAAAGACUGGAUAACAAAAUUAUCUCGUCUGUCGAUCGACAACAAUGUGUUCGAGGGGUCGACUGAUCUGCCGCAGGUGUUUCAGGUAAAAUACUUGGGAUCUCACGAUGCAAGGGGACUCUGGGGUAUAAAGCACACGAGACAACCGGUCGAUAAUAUGGUAACCUCAGCUAAAGCAUUACCGACCAAUACGAUGCUACCUUUAAUCAAGUUAGUGGUAUCCCAAGAAGGCGUAGCACUUCUACCGCUUGACAAAAGGAAGCAGGAAGGCAACACAGCUAGAAUGUACGCGAUCGAGACUAUUUCCUAUGGCGUCCAGGAUCUCGUUUAUACCAGGGUAUUCUCAAUGAUCGUCGUUCGUGAAACAGAUAACUUCCGUAGGGUAUCACCCUUCGAAUGUCACGGUUUCGUUUGCGAAUCGAAACAUCAUGCCAGACAACUCACUUACGCACUUGCCACUGCAUUUGAAAUUUAUUCGAGAAAAGUCAAGAUCCAGGACAAGGUUAAUUCCGAAAAUGUUAUUAGUAAUACUAAGACAAGAUUUGCCAUCGAUCUUAGAAGUCCUGAAGAAAUCGAAGCCGAUCUUUGUAUGGAUUCUGAAGCGUGAAAAUUUUACAUAUCUUCUUUCAGAGAUAUCACGCUUGUUCAUUAAUUUCAAACAUUUUUCGUCGAUAAAUGUCGACGAAGGUCUCUCCUUUUAUUUUCUUCAUGUUACCUUCAAACAUAGGAGUAUAUAUCUCUAGUAGUUAUACUGUUUAACGAUAACGAGUUGCAAAUAAGUGAUAUGAAAGAUUUAUAUGUUAAUUUCGAGAGAAGAUUUUCGUCAAGAGCGUUGGAUUUUAUAGGAAACAGGACGAUACAGGGUUACGAUUAUAUAUAAUUCUUUAUCUAUGUAGUUAAAUGGAAAAUAUUUGUCUAGUGUAAUAUAAUGUAUAUAUAU